Messenger RNA from Sebastes umbrosus (honeycomb rockfish), 3464 nucleotides. Its product is annotated as RPA-related protein RADX. The record is from RefSeq and is a predicted model, not a curated record. Gene Ontology annotation, biological process: regulation of DNA repair. Gene Ontology annotation, cellular component: replication fork. The coding region runs from base 131 to 2614 and encodes 827 amino acids. NCBI's taxonomy places the organism in Eukaryota, Metazoa, Chordata, Actinopteri, Perciformes, Sebastidae. Gene Ontology annotation, molecular function: single-stranded DNA binding. The transcript has 19 exons.
AUAAAUUUAAAUAAAUUAAAUAUCAUAUUUAAUUCUUUAACUUUUAGUUUUCCUGAUAUUUCAAUAGAGAGUGUCUGUCUGUUUCUCCCACAAUGCACCGCACUGUUAUUGUCUGAGCUGCCGGUCCACCAUGGCGGCUCCUGACUGCGUCCUCCUCAGAACCCUGACCCGGUCCAGACCCGGUACCGGGACCAACCAGGCGUCCCCGUCCUCUCCUGCUGUCUGCAGGGAGUCCCUCUACGUGGUGGACCUGCAGCGCUACAGCCGGGACCAGGGGUCCUCCGUCUACUUCCCCCAGGCUGUCCUCAACGGUGAAGACCUGUAUGACAUCACCCUGGCGGACGGGGACUGCAGACUUCGUGUGACUCUGGAUCCGGGUCUGAACCGGCUGGUGGAGCGGAACGUCCUGCGACCCGGAUCGGUUCUACGGAACGCCGCCUUCGUCCCCGCCAUGAGCGCCCAGCUCCCAGAAUGCCCCGGGGCCUCUGGAGACAGCUACAGACUGGUGAGGGCGGAGGUCUCCGAGGACGAGGAUCCAGACCGGAGGGUCCAGGUGGACCGGGACUCUCUGCCCUGGUUCGGACCGGCAGAACCGGCAGGGCCUCUGGUUCCUUUGAGAGCCAAUAGGAGCGUGUUCCUCCCUCUGUGGAACAACGUGGACUACAGCGGGACGGCGUGGACGGAGGCUCCGCCCCCAGAGGAGGAGGAGGAGGAGGAGGAGGAGGAGGAAGCGCGGCGUCCUGCUGUGACUGUGUCGGAGCUGCGUGACUCCUUCCUGAUUGGUCGCCGGGGCGCCGUCAAGCAUCAGCUGAUCGUACGCAUCAUCAAUAAGUCCAAACUGAUGUAUUAUGGGAGAAGAGACCGGAACUGUGAGUGUCCAUAUAAGGCCGUGUUGGAGGUGUGUGACCGGACAGGAAGUGUGUGUGUGGUGUUGUGGAACAGUGUGUGUGUCAGCUGGUACCGCCGUCUGAAGCCUGGUGACAUCAUCAGCCUGAGACGCUACCGAGUCAAACAGCAUUACCAGGCUGAGCUGGACGACAUCGAGAUCAGCGUGAACAGCAGAAACCCCGCCGCUCGCCUCGCUGUUCUCCCAGAAUCCUCUGUUUCACCUGAAUAUCUACCACCUGCACCGAGCUACAGCUUCUACAACAGUAAGGAGCUCCUGGACCGUCCUCACGGCGUUGUGUGUGAUGUCAUCGGCCUGCUGACGUUCUCAGGACGACCGGAGCGAGUCAGGAGCGAUGCCAGAGGGGCGGAGCUUUUGGAGUAUCGCUGGCUGCGAUUGGAGGACGGGACGAGCGACCGACCAAUCAUGGUGAAGCUGUUCUCCACGUCUCAACCUGAGUCCCACCGCGAGCUCCACCCACUGUCGGUGGUCGUUUGUAGCCGACUGAAGCUGAUCAGAGCAGCCGAUCGGACUGACGGCGGCUUCUACCUCACUACUACUACAUACACACAGGUGUACUGCACAGGACAGGGACACCACUCAGAGAUGAGCUACCGGAAGCUCCGGCCGGUGAGACGGUUCCUCCGGUGGCUGCGGAGCCAGGACGACGAACAGGUGCUGAGCCGGGCUCUGAUUGGAGGAUUCUUCAUGUACCCGCCUCCUCCCGUCUCCCUGGAAACGUACAUGAAGGACAGGAGAGGUGCACCAGGGUUCCUGCGAGGGGCGGAGCUUCAGAGGGAGGUGGAGAGGCUCUGUUACCGGGAGCGACGCACCUUCUGUAUCCAGGCAGCAGUUACCAUGGUUACGUACAGCCGCAGAGGAGAGGAGGAUCGCUGUUUGUUCUGGACGGACCGAUCUUCAUCCUCCUCCUCAUCCUCCCCCCCCUCCCUGCCCUCCACCCCUCGCUCCUUCAGACCUCCUCUCUCCUCCUCUUCCUCCUUCUCUCCCACGUCUCCAUCCUCAGCCGUCAGUCAGCUGACGCCCCGUCCUCUGGACCACAGGUCAGGCAGGAAGUCGUGGAGGAAGAGGAAGCAGCUGCUGCAGGUGGACACGCCAAAGAAGAGACAUCCGCGGGUCACAUUACAACCAGAACAGAACAACAAGACGGUUAUUCUGUUUGAAGCCUCCAUGGAGUUUCUAGAAAACACAAAUGCUGAUCAAGACGACGGCGAUGAUGACGAUGAUGAUGAAGAUGAAUAUGAAGACACCUCGUCCUUCGUCACCGCCCCCCUCCUCCCUGCCGUCCCGCCGGUCGCCGCGGAGACGCUGCCGAUGCGUUACGACCACAGCCACAGGGAGGAGCAGGCGUUGGCCGUGGCGAUGGGCGGGGGGGCGAGCGGCGCCGGGAGGUUUGAUGCUGCCGUUGAGGACUACUACACACUGAGACUGAGAGCUCUGUCAGACGGGGUUCUGGUCGACGCCGUCUUCCUCCCUAACUCCUCCUCUUCCUCCCUCUCUCCUCCCCUCCUCCCUCACUCCAACACCUGGACCUCCAUCUUGUCCCACGGAGCCUUCUCCUCACACACACCUGUACCUGCACCAGCUGACCUCAUCGGCAUGGCAGCCCAGCUGGCCAAUCAGAGGCUGGUGUGUGUCCUUGAGGCGUGUCACCUGGGCGUAGCCACAACUGAAGUUGUCCUGAGCCGAGCGUUCCACCUGACCACCUGACCCCUGAUCACCUGAUCACCUGAUCACCUGACCCCUGAUCACCUGACCACCUGACCCCUGAUCACCUGAUCACCUGAUCACCUGACCACCUGACCCCUGAUCACCUGACCACCUGACCCCUGACCCCUGAUCACCUGAUCACCUGACCACCUGACCCCUGAUCACCUGACCAUCUGACCCUUGACCCCCUGACCACCUGACCACCUGACCACCUGACCCCUGACCCCUGAUCCCUGACCCCUGACCCCUGACCCCUGACCCCUAGUGCCUGAUGGGAGUUUAAAGUUUGAUUUCUUAUGUCUAACAUUUUUAUACCUGAUGAUUAACCGUAUUUAUGAAAGUACUUCCUGUUGGAUACGUGUUGAUGUUCUUCACUGAUGCUGGGAUUUGUAGUUUUUUUGGUAACAAUGACAGUGUUUUGUACUGUAGAUAUUAGUAUAUACAUUUAGUAUGUAGGUGGUAUCAAUUAAACCGCUUUAUGUUUAAGAGAUAUUCAUUUAUUAUCUAUUUAUUCAUAAUAAUAUUAUUGAGAAGAAGAAGAAGUAGAAGAAGAGGAAGUAGAGGAAGAGGAAGUAGAGGAAGAGGAAGUAGAGGAAGAGGAAGUAGAGGGUGUUUCAGUGUUUCUAAAGUCCUGCUUUCUGUCUUGGUUUACAUGUUUUAUUAAAACCUCAGUUUGAAGUUCCCUUUAAGUUCUAUUUUAGUGUCAGGAAAUUCCCGUCUCUGUUUCAAGCCCUGCUAGCUCCGGUCUCAGUUCCAUCUGCAUGUUGCUUUGUUUUCUAAACUCUGUAAAGUUUCUCAUUUGGAGACUUUUCAUCACAUCUACAGUCUAAUAAAUCUCCUCUCAUUUAAA